GGAGUCUUCACUCACUCAGCUUUCACACUUCCUUCCCUAGGCCUCGGCAUUAACUCUUCUGUGAAUGAUAGGGGGGAAAACAACCUCUUAGAUCUUUUCUAACCUGCCCAACUUUUUGGUCAGAUUGUUUUAUUAAUUUUUUUUAAAGAUGUAUUUAUUUAUUUUAUGUGUAUUAGUACACUGUAGCUGUACAGAUGGCCGUGAGCCAUCAUGUGGCUGCCGGGAAUUGAACUCAGGAUGGCCCCGCUUGCUCCGGCCCUGCUCUCAAUAUACUGUAAUUAGGCAUAAUAUAUACUGUAGCUGUCUUCAGACACACCAGAAGAGGGUGUCAGAUCUCAUUAUGGGUGGUUGUGAGCCACUAUGUAGUUGCUGGGAUCCGAACUCAGGACCUUCGGAAGAGCAGUCAGUGCUCUUACCUGCUGAGCCAUCUCGCCAGCCCUGUUUUAUUAAUUUUUAUUCUUGUUUUAUAGCCAGAAGACUCUUAGUAAGUAUAGUAGGAAUGGAGAGAAAAUUAAAGAGUAAAUAAAACAUAACACUAAAUGAAUAACAUAACAAAACAUAACACCAGACAAAUAAACACAUAACAAAACAAAACACUAAAAACAGAUUUGCUUAGUGCCAAUUCUGUUGAAGAAAGGAAGAGAAGGAAGAGAAGUAAAGAAGCCCUUGCUUCAGCACUUAGAGCAGUAAGGAAGCAGGAAGGGUGUGUGUUAGCACUGGCAUGUGAGCAAUGAGAUCAGCCAGGUUAGGAAGUCCUCAGGCAUCCAGAAGUUCAUUUCCACAAGACUACUUGAGAUCCAUUUGCAUAUGGACAGCUUUAAGGACCCUUCCAACUCCAGCUACAACACAACUAGGCGGCUAGUUACUAAGAUUCUGACCUGCUCUUCUAGACUCUUGAAGUAACCCUCUUAUCCACAAAUCACUCCUCCACCUACCAUCUUUGAAAAAGAAGAGAAGUACUUUUACUAAUCAUGUGCAUCUAAAAGAAAGCUCCUGCAUGCAUAGCUGACACGCCACCUACUGCAAAACCCAGCUGCCAGCGCAGGCGGUGCUACCAGCAUUUCAUUGCAUCGCCAGGCUGGGUCGGAAUAAAGGCGUGCUUGUGUGGUAGUGUUUCUUUUUUAAAAGAAAAAAAAAAUCUCCAAGCCAAGAAGAACAAGCUGAAAUAGCAUCUUGAAAAUGGAGCGUAAAAUAAUCAGAAGAGAAAAGGAAAGGGAGUACGAAGGGAGGCACAACAGCCUGGAAGAUGCUGAGCAAGGCAAGAACUGCAAAUCCACACUGAUGACCCUCAACGUUGGUGGAUAUUUAUACAUUACUCAAAAGCAGACACUGACCAAGUACCCAGACACUUUCCUUGAAGGUAUCGUAAAUGGGAAAAUCCUCUGUCCAUUUGAUGCUGAUGGCCAUUACUUCAUAGACAGGGACGGGCUUCUCUUCAGGCAUGUCUUAAACUUCCUACGAAAUGGAGAACUUCUGCUGCCUGAAGGAUUUCGAGAAAAUCAACUUCUUGCUCAAGAAGCAGAAUUCUUCCAGCUCAAAGGACUGGCAGAGGAAGUGAAAUCCAGGUGGGAAAAAGAACAGCUGACACCCCGAGAGACUACUUUCUUGGAAAUAACAGAUAACCACGAUCGUUCGCAAGGACUGAGAAUCUUCUGUAAUGCUCCUGAUUUCAUAUCAAAAAUAAAAUCUCGAAUUGUUCUGGUAUCCAAAAGCAGGCUGGAUGGGUUUCCAGAGGAGUUCUCUGUGUCAUCAAAUAUCAUUCAAUUUAAAUACUUCAUCAAGUCUGAGAACGGCACUCGACUUGUACUAAAGGAAGACAACACCUUUGUCUGCACCUUGGAAACUCUUAAGUUUGAGGCCAUAAUGAUGGCUUUAAAAUGUGGGUUUAGACUGCUGACCAGUCUGGACUGCUCCAAAGGGUCAAUUGUUCACAGCGAUGCACUUCAUUUUAUCAAGUAAUUACCUGCCUCGUGAACAAAGGCAACAAGCAUGCAGCCAGCAAGCUUCAGAAGCCACAGAAUCAAAGGCAUCCCAAACAACGUGCUCAGCUAGCUAGUCCAGAGCCCGGCUGCUAAUCAAGUACUGUGAGCUAACGGUAUGUAAAUCUAUCACUAAGAUGUCCUUCUCUGGGGUGUUCUGCCAUCACAUUUUCACCGACAUUGAAGCUGUGGUCUUCUAAACUGUAAAUAAAGACAACGCUUUUGCUAUUUAUUUUUUCCCCUUAAGCUGUCUUUCAAUGAGAAUGUCUUGGGUACUUCACCUAUCAUUCACUAUAGCAAAUGCUAACAACAUACGAUCCAAAAUCUUUUCUACUUAAGAGCAAAAAUCCAUGAAGAAGAUGAACUGGUUUAUAAAAUAAACAUGGAGAGCAAAAUAAAUGCACAGAGCUACCUAAAGCAGGGGUGACAGUGAAUCAAAAUGGGACGGUAAAACACAUUCGAGCUACUGAUUUCACUUUUAAAAUAGCAGGCACCAAAAGCUUUAUUAUAGCUCUUGUAUUUCAUACUAGAAUCAUGGCUAAAUUGAUAUUUUGCUGCAAAUUUCUAGGAAACUGCUUGAAAACAAUAAAAAAUAAAAGCACGGCUAGCUUCUUUGCUUGUAUUAAUGAUUGCAAUAAAAGUUACAUGUGUCACUUUAAAAACGAAUAGUGCCAUUUGAUGACUAUGCACGAUAUUCUGCACUCAUGCAGUUAACUGUCAGGCUACAGCACCUUGCUGGUCAGCAAGGGACAAAAAUUAGCAAGCGUACUUUACCGUACAGCACGGCAUAGGUGGUUUGGUCCCAGCUGAGUGCACGGUGUGAGAGUGGAAGAGCCUAUUUUCACAAUCACUCUAUGCUCAUUUUUCAAGCUCAAAAUGUUAAAUGAACAUUAUUCAACAACACUCUUAGAGAAGAACUUUACUGGUCUUUUCAAAAUCUAUUAUGUAAAAAAGUCCUUCAAAAUUUCAUACUAAAACCUGACCAAGUCACCACCACCAUCUCUCAAUUUCCUUGCUAUGUUACACUAAAAAUAUCUCUUCUGACGCGAAAUCUCAGAGUCUCAGAGUUGUGCUGAUUUCUUCUAUCUCAUGCUAACAUUUACAGAAAUUUUAAACUUUAUUUUAUGAAUGACUGUUUAAGGACUGUUCUCAGCUAAACUCUAAGCGCGAGUGCAUGCCUUGCCCACUUACUUUGCAAAGAGCACCUACAUCAUUCCUAUGGUUUCACCUACAUCAUUCCUAAUGGUUUCUAAGAACAAACUGUCUUAAAUGUAAAAUAAACAAGUUGGAAGUUGUGAUUCAUGUUUGAAUCCCUCAUGAAUCCCUCCAGCUGAGGCAGGAGGACUAACACAUGUUUAAGGCCAGCUAGGGUUACUACAUGAGGCGCUAUCUCACAAAGGCAAAGCAAAAAGAAAGAAAAAGGAGGCAGGGCCAGCCAGGGUUACUAGGUGAGGUUCUAUCUCAAAAAGACAAAGCAAAAGAAAGAAAAAGGGGGAAGGGAAGCCAUCACUGAAACUAACAACUAUAAUCCAACCUUAUUAAAUAAACCAACAAAACCUGUUGAUUAUCUUGGCUGAGUUUAAAUAAUCAUACAACAUUUUGACUACAUAUAAAAUUUAGAAUAAAGCUCAAUAUUAAGUAUUAACUAUAAUGGACUUUUACUUUCAAAAUCUACGGAAAUAUAAAAGUUGCCUAUACAGACUAAAAGAAAUUCUUUAAAAGGUACUGUGCAAACAGAGCCCUUUUAAAAUUCAUACUAAAACAACACUCAAUGUCAACUACAUAAUUUUCUCAGAUGUUACAUUAAGAAAAAAAUGCUUCACCUUAUGCAUCAAAUUUUCUUAAUGAACUAUAAAUGGCUUAAUCAGGACUUAAAGGAACUACUGAAACAGUUUUUAAAAAAUGUACAGUUGCCAGUGGCUGCCAUUCAACUGUUUAUACACCUCCCCAGACCAGGGGCUGCCAUUCAACUGUUUAUACACCUCCCCAGACUAGGGGUUGAGCUCUCCUUGGCAUUUGGACUUGAUAAUGAAAAAAAUUGGUAGUGAUUUACUGUCAGAGUCAAGUUUUUUCUCUAUCAAGAUUUCAGUCCAGAUAAUAAAGAUGUACUGAUAUGUGUUACUGGAGAUGCAGCUGAACCAGUCUCAGAACUACAAGAAAGGCUUCUCAUGAUUUCACAAGAGAAUUUAGUUUUUCACAACGAAGUUUAUUGCUGUUGUUAUGAACUACCAAAGGAAUCUGAUGUAUGUUUAUGUAGCUCUUUAAAUGAAUAUUCACAUCUGGAUUUAAGUCCUUAAACUUUAAGACACUACACUAAUCUACAACAAUUAGUAGUCGACAGGAAAUGCAUCUUUGCAAAUUCAAAAUUAACUGUAUUUAUAGAUUCAAGUGCCUAAAUGUUGGGUUGUAGGUAUGCAGAAAAUGUCUAGUUUUAAAUUUUUUAGUUUUCUAAAACACUUACAAGGAUCUAAGAUAUCUUGAUAUCUUACAAAGGGCCAAGAGCAGAGCUUCCCUGACAGUUUGUUUCAAUGACUUGUGUAAUUUCUUUCUCAUAAGCAAAUGUUAUAAAGAACUCAUCAGUGUCUCUUUACCUUCUUAAAGGAAGUGGGUAAAGGCGCUCAGGACCUGAGCACCUCUGGAGCUAUUUGGACCUAGCCUAUGCAGUGAUUCUUGCUCCCAACUUUAAAAUAUGAAAAACAAAUAUGUGCUUAUGGCUUUCUGCUGUAUUGUAAAAUGUGUCUGUGCAGCAUGAAGAAUGAAUGAAACAUAAGACCUCAAAUAAUAAAAAGCAGAUGACUCUAUGCCAGCCUAAAGAUGAAAAUACGGAAUAAGCUUGUUCUAGUGUUUCUCUGAAGUCAUAAGUGCUACUUAUAAGGCACUACUAAUAAAAAGGUAACAUUCAUUAAGUUCUUGUUGUCUGAUUUCAUUUUGAGGCAGGGCCUUACUCUGUAGGCUAGGCUGGCCUCAACCUCCUGAUGACCCUCCUACCUUGAGCUUCCUAGAGCUGGGUUACAGGUGUGAGUGACUGGGGCAGCCUUCAAGUGUUUUACUGUAUGUUAGUAUCAAGCUAGAUAUCUCAAUCCUCAAGCAAACGGACAGUCAUUCAUCUUCUUACAGGGAUAGUAAGGGUUAAGAAUCCCUCCCUACUUCAUACACGGUUAGCAAGAAGCCAAGGUCCACAGCCCAGGUUCAGUGGUUUCCGAUGCACCACCACAUACUCCUGUGAAUCAGACCACUCAGAUCCUUAGUGCCUAAUCUAGAACUUGGCAAAAAACAGGCAUUUACAUUCACAACUCAGUACGAAUACAAAAUACCAGAUACAGUCUGUCUUACUUGUACACUUUCACAAUGCAAGUAUUCUAAAAAUGUUAAGUGGAAAAUUGAAUUUUGGAAUAUCAAACAACUUUUUUUAAGCAACUAACAUUUUUAAUGUCAUGUCAUUUAAAGAACUUGAGGUGAAUCAUCCAUCUCAUAGACUAAAGAAUAUCCAAAUUUGUCUAUUUAUGAAUCUAAAUUUCUUACAUAUCAGAUUUGCUGAAAAGUUUAAUCUUUUAGAGCCUGCAUUAGCUGUAUUAUGAAAAAAUAUUUUUCUUACAUUGUGAGUAAAACAUGCUCAAAUAAAAUUCUCCUGAGUUCUGAAAUGAGAUUCUAUUAGCUUCUACAAAGUAGUGUAGAGAAUGGUAAGUCAAUAAAUCUUUUCAAACUUUUAACCUCUUCAUGGGGAUGUUUAAAGUGUGAGUUGUAUGUAAAGCACUUCUAGUUCAGACUUUGAGGAGAGUGUUAAAAACCUUACCCAGUGCAAGCACAUCCUCCUAGUCACAAGUGCUAGCCAUGUAAAGUGCAGGGCCAUUCUAACUUAUGCUUCCUACUUAAACAAGUACAAAUCUUUUAAUAAACAUAUACUUUCUUAUGCAAUAAAGUGAGUUAUUUUAAGAUAAAAACAUAAGAAAAAUAGACUUCAUUCAAUUAUUAAAAACAUGAUUCUCUUCAGACUUUCUAGUUCUAUGUAAAAAUUUACAACAAAAUAAGCUAGCAUUUUAUCAGCAAUUUUAAAAUCAGUCGGAAAGGUACAGGUGAUAAAGCAAUCUAAAAGCUAAGCCUAUUUAAUAAGUUAUGAGUAAAUACCUCACAAUGCAAGAUGUUGGCUGAGGUUAAAAUUAGUGUCUGAGUCAUAAUGGUUGUUGCUCGUAAGCAGAGAUGUAACACAGACCAUCCAACACAGCUUGUAACUCAGUGAAUAUAUGUGAACAGCUCCAAAACACACUACUUCUGUAGCUGGCUUCCUAAUCACAUUCCGUUUAAGCUACUAUUAAAAUUCAUUUGCUCUGUAAACAAGCCAAGGGGGAAAUGUUAAAUAAGCACUUGCUGGGCACAGAAAUCUAUCUAAGGUGAAAUCUAAAUUUACCUGAAAUAAUUUGUGAGGAGGUGAUAACAUUCAUCUUUUCUUGACAAAAAUACAUAAUUGGCUAAAGUGUUUCUACCAAACAAGUUUCUUAACUGUAUCCUGAAUGCUAUUUUAAGUUACGUAUAUUUAACUAAACUCCUCUAUCAAAAUAAAAUGUCCACAACUUGGGUUGAGGAUGACUCUGGUCGAGGGCUUGCCUAGCAUAAGCAAGUCCCUACACUGGCUACAGGGUGUACGUGUGGGAAGUGAAUGUGUAUAUAGCUUAUAUAUGUGAAAUACUGAAUUAGACAUUAAAAGAACAAAAACAAAAUGGGAACUCUAUUAGAUAUCAAAGAAUGGGACAACUCUACUGUGUUCCUUUAUAACGCCAUGACAGGUUUUUCAACUGUACUAGUUUUACUGGUGUAGGACCUUAGUCUAUCUGGUUACAUUGAAAAACAAUUCUUAAUAAUUAUCUAUAAAGAUCUACUUAAUUUUUAGAAAUUCCUUUUUGAGGCAAGGCUCAACUUUAUAUAAGUAAUUUUGAUUAAUAUCUUCUAGGAUAUAAAGCACAAAUUCUUCUACAUUAAAGUGUGAAACUGAGCUAGUCUAUUAAUUUAGUCUUAAUUAUACUCCAUUGAUUUUACUUCCUUGUAACAGAUGUUCAUUAACUUUUUUUAGAAUUCUUAAGAAUUGCUGAAUAAAUAAUUUUAAUCU
Molecule: messenger RNA, 7080 nt
Organism: Mastomys coucha (southern multimammate mouse)
Lineage: Eukaryota; Metazoa; Chordata; Mammalia; Rodentia; Muridae
Gene: Kctd4
Product: potassium channel tetramerization domain containing 4
Exons: 2
Coding region: 1180-1959 (259 amino acids)
Biological process (GO): protein homooligomerization
Molecular function (GO): protein binding
Source: RefSeq, a predicted model, not a curated record